ACAGAACAGCAGCAGGAGAUAAACAGCUUAAUGCAGAGAAAAAGUGCUGUGGAUGAGGAAAAUGCCUUUUUGAAGAAUGAAUUCAGUAACUUUAACCGGAAAUUUAAAGAUAAAAGCCAAGAACUUAAGUUAUAUUGACUCGACACUGAGGAGUGUGCACAAAAGAAGGAAGAGCAAAACAGACUGGUUAUAAAAAACCUGGAGGAGGAAAAUGAGGGAUUAAAUAUAUGCUGAGCUGACCUGAUAAGUGACCUGGAGAAACUGAGGAAGCAGGAAGCACAGUGGAAAAAAGAAAAAUCUGGCAAUGAUGCCAGAAUAAAGAAUUUGGAAAUUGAUUUAGCAGAGACAAGAGAACAAAUAAAGUUGUACAGUAUUUACAGUAACUUAUCGUCUCAGGUAGAAGUGAAACAGGAAGAACUUUUCCAAAAAGAUUAUGGAACAGUCGGAGCUAAGAAGGAGUUAGAGGAGCUACAGAAUCUUUACAGAAAAAACAUUGAAGAUGCAACACAGCAGGCUGAGCUGAUAAAGCAGCUAGAGGCUCUCAAUGCUGAUACACAAAAAGUACUGCAAGACGAAGAAUAUGCUCACACAGCUAAAACAACAUAUCAGAAAGUAUGUUAUUCUACUUUACUGCUUGCCAGCUGCUCGUCAUUGCUGUCAGAACACCGCUGGCAAUGGAGUUUCAUGAGUUUCCCCUCACCAAUGGAGUACAAGUUAUUUCAACAGCCUUCUUUAAGUGAGCUAGAGUGCUAUGUUACCGUGCAAGAAUCAGAAAAGGAGCUUUCAGAAAAAAUGAAAAAAGCGGAUCUUAACCUAGCAGAGCAUAAUUUGUACACUACAGAUACUCUGGAAAGCUACAGUAUAAGGACUGGAAGAAAGCAUGAGGAACCACCUGUGAAAUGUUCAAGGUCUCUGUCCCCAAAGAGCUCUUUCAGAGAGUCAGAGGAGUCUCAAAAAUCUUAUGAGCUAAGAGCAGCCUAUGGAAAACAUGAAGAGAGGCUGCAGAUGUUACAGACCAACUACAGAGCACUAAAAGAGCAGUUAAAGCAGUGGGAAGAGGGCGAUAGCAGGUAACUUGAAAAUAGUAAAUGCAGAUACCAGCGUACAGGUUCCUGUCAGCUUUGUCAAGAGGAUCCUGAUGUGAUGUAGAAUGAACUGUCUUUUUUCAAAAGGGAGCACAAAAAGCUGUUGAUUGAGAAAUGUGUGGAGAAAGUGAAGUAUGAAAUUACUCUAACCUCACUGUUCACAGCCAGGGUGCCAGUGGACGAGCAGGUUGCCACUAUAGCUCCCGUCUACAGAAUGGGCUCCAGAGGGAGCUGCAGACCAACUGAAUUGGAUCAGAUGAAAAUACACCCAUCUGUGAAGCCUCUUUUUAAACUUAGUGAAGAUGAUGGGGUCAAGGGUAAUAUUCCAAAGAGGUGUAUGAGAGAAGUUUCACAUGAGAUCUUACAGAAGGUACAACAACUAGAAAGAAGAUUCAAAGCUAUUGAAGGGGAGUUAAAGAAACAGAAAGAAGUAAACAAAGAUUUACUGAAUGAGAAAAUUUAUUUGAAAGAAUCUUUAAAAGUGUGAAAGUACGAUGCAGACACAAGAAGAAGAGAGCUGGAAGCACUACUAAAGAGGAUUUGUGAAGUAAAAAAAGAAAAAGCAGAACUUCAGUUAGUGGUUGAUGAGAAGGAAAAAGAAGCUGCCUCUUUGAGGAGGCAAGUGACAAAAGCUAACAGGUUGAGAAAUGAAAGUGAAGAUUUGCUGAGUCAAGUGCAGGAGCAGAAGUGUUUGCCAGAUAAAGCCAAAGCAGUGGCAAUCUCUGGGCAAUGUAAUUGCAAGAUAACAGGCACCAAGGUUAAAUUAAAAACAGCCAAGAAAAAGAGCUCUUUGGGACAUCAUGGAGCUUUUCUCAAACAGUCCAUCAAGGUUAUGAGUAAUGUAUUUGAGAACUUCAGUAAGGACGGCUGGGAGGAUGUGAGUGAAAGCAGUGACUCUGAAAUACCAACUUUUGAAAGUUUGGAAAUAGUGAUUAUAAAGACAGUGCAAAACAUUGAUCCACUGCCAGACAGAAGUACACAAGAAGAAAAAAAGCCCUGCAGUGUGGUUCAUUUAGAAGUCCAAAAUGAACAGCAUAAUAAAAAGGUAUUGAACAGAGCAAAAGGGAGAAGUAUCACUAUCCAGAAACUGGGCUACUCUGUUACUCUACUGCAGGAAAAAAUUAAGUCACUGCAGAAGCACAUAGCUGUUCUACAGAGUAAAAAAAAGACUGCAGUGGCUUCCAUUAAGAAUGUUAAAGAAACCAAUGAAAAAUUAACAAGUCAGCUACAUUUGGCUGAUCAGAGACUUCAGUCAGACACUCUUACUGUCCUUGUGUUGACCUCCAACCUGGCCAAGUGGCAACAGGAGGAGGAUGAUUUAGAAGGAAAAUUAAAGUUAUGAGAACAUCUGUCUCAAACUGCUGGCAAGAGUGAAGCCAUACCAGCUCCUUCAAAGAACAUUGAUUUAGAGGUGAAACAGCUGCAGUGCAAACUAGAGAAUUCGAAUACGGAGGCCGCUGAGCGAUCGACCACCAUUAAGCCACUGGAAAAACCAAGUCCAGGAGGAAGGAGCCGGGUCCCUCUCCUAUCCAUUGUGUCUGGUGCCACCCAGUGGCAGCUGCACAAUCGCCACGGCGGCAGCUGCUCGGGGCUCUCCGAGAGCGACGGCCGCUCUCCAUCGCGCAGUGAUGUGCAGUCCAGCUUCGUCCCCUGCAGAAUUUCUCAGUUGUAGAGGGACCUUACUAUGAAAAGGCACUUGAUAGAGGAUUUAAAGUCUUGCCUAAAAGCAAAUCAAGAAAAUGAGAAGACCUCAAAUGAAACAUUGGAAAAUCUUGAAAGAAAGGUGAAGGCACUGGCUGAGGACAAAAAAGCCUCCUCUGACUCAAUGAAACAAUAAUUUAAUGUAGCUAUGAAAGAGAAGUCUUAAUAUGAGCAGAUGUAUCACAAAGCUAAAGAUGAUUUGGAGAAAAAGGAUUUCAAGCUUACUAAACUAGAGAGCAGAUUGAUUGAGGCUGAAUGUCCUAUGACUAAACUUGAAACUGCUGCAUCUCAACAACUACAUGACUUGGCUAAACAGAGUACACAGGCUUUGGAAACUCUACAGAAGGAGUUGCUCACCAGUGACAAAGUAGAAGAGUUCGAGACAUUUGUGAAGACUCUAACUGGAGAGCUACAGCACAGCGUAUGAGAGCUGAACAAAAUCAGACUGGCAAAAAAAAAGGGAAAAAUGAAAGCAUGCAAAAAGAGUCUUUCCCAAGAGAGUCUUCAGCUGGCAGCAUCUAUCCUUAAUGUUUCAACAACUGAUCUUUAUGAAAUACUAAAAGAAGGAGAUGAUGAGGAAACAGCAAAGACAAAAAUGAAAUUUGAAAAAGAUAAAGAAUAGCUACACCAUAUCCAGAAACUUCUUGAAGCACAGUUUCCUUUUGCCUCAUACUUAAUGGAUGCUGUACUGGAAAAAUUAAAUGAGAAGAAGAAAUUGUUAGAAGAAUACAGUUCCCUCAUGAAGCAUACUGUAUGA
Ficedula albicollis (Collared flycatcher) is the source of this 3543-nucleotide messenger RNA. RefSeq names its product centlein (gene CNTLN). Gene Ontology annotation, biological process: centriole-centriole cohesion; protein localization to organelle. Gene Ontology annotation, cellular component: centrosome; centriole. Lineage: Eukaryota; Metazoa; Chordata; Aves; Passeriformes; Muscicapidae. The record is from RefSeq and is a predicted model, not a curated record.